CAGGUAUACUAUGAUUAAGUGCACUUACUCGAGUCAUUACACCUAAGGAUGGCAGAGUCAUCGGGUGUACUGGCGCUAGCAACUCUGCUGACCACCCUCGCCCUGGGGGCGGGGGCUGGGUUUAGGUGUAACCCCCCGUCUACCACCACUGAGACAAUUUAUGACUAUGUGCUCCCAGACAUCCUGGGGCAGCGAAAUAUCAGUCUAUCUGCCUACAAGGGUAAGGUAGUCAACAUCAUGAAUGUGGCCACCUACUGAGGGUUAAAUAGUAUCCAUUACCUUGGCGUGAAUGCACUUCAAAGCCAGUAUGGAAAAAUGGGUUUCCAGGCCCUGGGAUUCCCUUGUGACCAGUUCCACAAUCAACAGCCCGAGAGUAGUGGGGAGGAAAUUCUGAACGGUCUGAAGUACGUCAGACCGGGGGGAGGAUUCGUACCCAACUUUCAGAUGUUUGGUCUGGUCGAAAUCAACGGCAAGAACGAGCAUCCUCUCUUCACCUUCCUCAAGAAAUACUGCCCUCCCACGAGCGACACAUUUCAGGACGAUAGCUUGUUAUUGUACUCGCCUCUAAAGGUCAGCGACAUCAGGUGGAACUUCGAGCAGUUCCUAAUAGGCAAGGACGGCAAGCCAUACAUGCGAUUCUCGCCGGAAACCGACCCAAUGGCGCUAAAAUCGGAAAUUCAACGCAUGCUCCAGACCAAACCGGAAGCAGAAGAAUCAGAGGGGUUUAGAAAUGGUGUUUGACGGUUGUGUUCCGACAUAUACUUUAGUAUUUUGUCUUGGUUUAGAAGUCACUUUGUGUUUUAAUUGUUCAUUUUAUUUCAUUUGAUCAUUAUCUUGUUAUGAAAACUACAGGUAUUUGCUGAAUGAGUUUUCCUUUUAUUACCGAAUGACGGGUUACCAUAAACCAGCACUGCUGAGCGUUAACCUUGAUAUAUAGCAUGACCUUCAACUCUGUGCAUUCCGUUGAAGACUCAUUCCUAUAGUAACUUAACGGAAAGCUAAACAUAACGCAAAUAAAUGUUGUUUUUUCUCAUGAUUUAAA
Mizuhopecten yessoensis (Yesso scallop) is the source of this 1042-nucleotide messenger RNA. Its product is annotated as glutathione peroxidase-like. Gene Ontology annotation, biological process: response to oxidative stress. Lineage: Eukaryota; Metazoa; Mollusca; Bivalvia; Pectinida; Pectinidae. The transcript is spliced from 3 exons. Gene Ontology annotation, molecular function: glutathione peroxidase activity. The record is from RefSeq and is a predicted model, not a curated record.